GGGUGGGCUUGGUGGUGACGCCAGCAUGACGCGCCGGGGCUGUCCGCGACGUCACUGUCGGGCGACCGCGCUCUCGGUUUGUGGGUGCAGUUGGGCGCUAUGAGCGGGGAUGAUGACCUGAAUCUCCUAGUCAUCAUCAUUGACACUAAUCCUAUCUGGUGGGGAAAGCAGAUAAUAGCAGGAGCUGAGUUUACGUUGUCAAAAUGCCUCGACGCAGCCAUGGUGUUGGGAAACUCUCACUUAUUUAUGAACCGUCACAACAAACUUGCUGUGAUAGCCAGUCAUGUACAAGAAAGUCGCUUCCUGUUCCCUGGAAAGCGCUGGGCAGCUGCUGACCUCUUUGGGGAGGCUGCGGGGAACCUUCUAGAAUCCAAUAUUUCUGGCAGCAAAGACGGGAAGUACGAGUUACUGACCACCAUCAAUGAAACUGUUGCGGAGGAGAUCAAGGAUCUCAUGACCACGACUGAAAUAAAAGGCCAGCAGACUGAAACGUUACUGGCGGGGUCCCUUGCCAAAGCCCUCUGCUAUAUUCACAGGAUGUCUAAAGAGGGAAAAGCUGGCCAAGAAAUUAAGUCUAGGAUUUUGGUCAUAAAAGCAGCUGAGGACAGCGCAUUGCAGUACAUGAACUUCAUGAAUGUCAUCUUUGCAGCCCAGAAGCAGAAUAUUUUGAUUGAUGCCUGUGUUUUGGACUCUGAUUCAGGGCUCUUGCAGCAGGCUUGCGAUAUUACUGGCGGUAUUUACUUGAAGGUGCCCCACGUGCCCUCUCUCCUGCAGUAUUUGCUGUGGGUAUACCUGCCUGACCAAGAGCAAAGAUCCCAGCUGAUCCUGCCACCCCCCGUCCACGUGGACUACCGGGCCGCUUGCUUCUGCCACAGGAACCUCAUAGAGAUCGGCUACGUCUGCUCCGUGUGCUUGUCAAUAUUCUGCAGUUUCAGCCCCAUUUGCACCACAUGCGAGACUGCCUUCAAGAUUUCGCUGCCAGCCAUCAUGAAAUCGAAGAAAAAGAAGCUGAAAUUAGCCGUCUGAUG
Messenger RNA from Euleptes europaea (tarantolino), 1028 nucleotides. It is a transcript of the gene GTF2H3, whose product is annotated as general transcription factor IIH subunit 3. The transcript is spliced from 13 exons. The record is from RefSeq and is a predicted model, not a curated record. Gene Ontology annotation, cellular component: transcription factor TFIIH holo complex; transcription factor TFIIH core complex. NCBI's taxonomy places the organism in Eukaryota, Metazoa, Chordata, Lepidosauria, Squamata, Sphaerodactylidae. Gene Ontology annotation, biological process: regulation of DNA-templated transcription; nucleotide-excision repair. Bases 100 to 1026 code for a protein of 308 amino acids.